This is a messenger RNA of Aureobasidium uvarum, 939 nucleotides long. The record is from the annotation of a GenBank genome assembly. Lineage: Eukaryota; Fungi; Ascomycota; Dothideomycetes; Dothideales; Saccotheciaceae.
CUCUUUCUCGUCAUGCACUCCCUUUUCUCUCUUCUGGCUCUGAGCUCUUUUGCUGCUGCCUUGACCACCACAUCGUCAAUGGUAUGUAAUGCUGACCUUUGCCUCCGCUCCAUUCGUGCAACAAACACACCUGGUCGUGCCGCUCAGGGCGUAGCCGAUUGUAGCAGUUUCCUUCGAGUCACUGUAACUCCAGCCACAUAUACUUCCACAUCAACAGUGACGGUGGAAAGUGUUAGUGUCACGACAACUACUUCCACCAACACUAAUACCGCAACCACCACACAAACAGUGUAUAGUGUAUUUGGCGGAAGCGUCAUAACCCCAGCACCGAGAGCCACAGUUCAGAAACGCGAUCUUCGCAUCGCCAGCCCGUCCACCGUUUCCGACAAGAUCAUUGCUGCACUACCCAUCUCCAACCUCGAAAAGAGACAGCAGACAGUCCGUCCGGUUGCAAUUCCAGCUUAUGCGUCUCCUUGCUCCGGUGCUGUUCGUUACUCGAGUGCAUGUUCGUGUGUAGGAGCUACGGCGACUACAAUCACUGCAGCGACNGCCUACAUCGGUUUCCAUCACGACCACAACGACAAUAUCCGUGUCUACUUCCACAGCCAUUGCUACCACAACAACCACUAUAACAGUCCAAUCCACAUCAACAGCUAUACCGGUGGCUACACAGUAGCCGGACCAGGUCAAGGAAUCAUAGGCGCAACCUACCCCUCCUACCCCUCGAUCCAAGAUCAACAAGGCUGCUGCGCCAAAUGUUUCGAGACGCCCAAUUGUUUCAUCUACUAUCUGAGUGGAGGUUGCCAGUUGUAUGUUCUCAAUUCUGCUCCCGUUGCGAGCGGUUCGGAUCAAUGUCCUGCUGGUGUGGCUGCCGAAUACACGAGCUCCGGGAAUUUGUUUGGGUUGGGAGCUUGUGCGAGUUAUGCGGGUGCGGGUUGA